This is a messenger RNA of Colletotrichum higginsianum IMI 349063, 1299 nucleotides long. RefSeq lists its product as uncharacterized. Lineage: Eukaryota; Fungi; Ascomycota; Sordariomycetes; Glomerellales; Glomerellaceae. The coding region runs from base 1 to 1299 and encodes 432 amino acids. The record is from RefSeq and is a predicted model, not a curated record. The transcript is spliced from 6 exons.
AUGUCUUCUCGCACCCAGGUGGGCGGCGGGUUCGGCCAUCUGUUCCCCCGGCUUUUCACACCGACGGAAGCUUCAGGCUCUUCCGAGGCUGAGAGAGAGUGGAUGGGGCGGCGGCUGGGAGACAAUUUCAACCCUGGUUUUUACCGUCUCAAGUACUGGUGGACUCAUCCCUCAUCGCCAAAUCCACGAGUCGCUUACCAAAGCACCAUGAAUAUCACAGGACGCUGUGUUAACUUGUCUCACUACGCAAACUCGACCUCAAGAAACCAACAAAAGAGUCUCAACAGCCCCCACGAAUCCUCCCCCCUCAUGGCCCAUAUCCCGCGAACCCCCUCGUCAGUACCAGCAGCAGCCACCGCAACAUCCAUAUGGCGCACCACUGGCACGGCCCGAGGUGGUGUUCGAGGCCCACGCGGUCGAGCGCGCAAGGACGGACGCCGCGGUCCCGGCAGACCCGCAUCUGCAAAGCCAAGCCGGAUGACUGGACUUGCUCGACACGUUGAUCGACGUCUUGGUUCAACGUUCAUUGUCCUUACCGGAGUGGAUCGAUCAGUCAUGUACCGACGAGAGGUCCCGAAUCCCGUGGCUCGGCUAAGACGGCUCGCGGCUCCGGUGACCUGGUCACAGACCGUAGGCGACGUCAACUGCGGCCUUGCGCGGAUACGGAUCUCGGUAUCCCGUAAAGCUCUCCCGAGCCUGCCCGGCUCCAACGCGCGUAAUGCCCAACGCGGCACGUCAUACAGGUCUGGCGUUACCAGCAGCCGGCCAACUCUAAACGUGUCUUACUCUUAUCCCACCCGCGGCUCCUCGCCACAUCACGUCAAAAAGAAAGAAGAAGAAACAAAGAAGAAGGAAAACAACAACAACAACUCAUCAUUCGAGAACCGCCGAGAUGACCUCCCACGGCACGAGGAUCAAGCAGCAGCCGCCGGGUCCCAUGUGCGUCUCCCCGCUCUCGUCCCGCGGGCAGCUCCCGGCAAGGCCGGGCCGCCCGGGAUUGCGGCAGUGCGCCACGGUCAGCUCGUAACGCGGCAUGCGGUUGAUGAAGCCGCACCGGCAGCACUUCCAGCGGCACCAGCGGCGCGUCCAGAAGUCGGCCCAGAUUUCGAAGUCGGCCCAGUCCUCAAAGUCGGCGCGCGUGGACCGCCAGACGACGUACUCAUCCUCGCCGACAACAGCAGCGUCGGAGCCCGUGCUGUCUUGACUGACCUGACUGUCCUCGCUGGCCUGGCUGCUGGGCAGGCUGUAGGGGAAGUCGAAGGAGGGGUCGUGGGCUUCAUCGUAAGCAGAUAUCUGUAA